AUUGACGGUGUCGGUGAUCUCCUCUCCCAAUUUCCACUCUCUCUCCCCGAAAACCCAGACACACAUCGCUCAGAGAGAGAGAGAGACUAGAAGUUUCAUUCUUCCUUCAAUUUAUUCGAACAUUUCAAUUUUUUUAUUUAUAUUAUUUGAGAAUUUGGUCCGGGAUCGUUGAUCCGAUUCAGAUCGGAGCGGAUCGGAGGUGAAACAGAAAUGGCGGCAUCGAGGAGGCUCCGGGACCUGCAAUCGCAGCCGGGGAACAAGAUCUGCGUGGACUGCUCGCAGAAGAAUCCGCAAUGGGCUUCGGUCUCCUACGGCGUCUUCAUGUGCCUAGAGUGCUCCGGCAAGCACCGUGGCCUCGGCGUCCACAUCUCCUUCGUCCGAUCCGUGACUAUGGACUCCUGGUCCGAGAUCCAGAUCAAGAAGAUGGAGUCCGGCGGCAACGAGCGCCUCAACGCCUUCCUCGCCGGCUACGGCGUUUCGAAAGAGACCGAUAUCGUCACCAAGUACAACACCAACGCUGCCAGCGUGUACCGGGAUCGGAUUCAAGCCUUAGCCGAGGGCCGGCCCUGGCGGGACCCCCCGGUCGUGAAGGAGAGCGGCGGGUUCGGGAAGACGAAGCCGCCUCUGGCUCACGGAGGUGGAGGUAGCAGGGGAGGCGGCGGCGGCGGCGGCGGAGGCGGUUGGGAUAAUUGGGACGACGACGGGUUCAGAUCGAAUGAUAUAAGGCGGAAUCAGUCCGCCGGCGAUGUUAGAGGGUAUGGAAACGGCGGAGGGAUGCCGUCCAGGUCGAGAUCGACGGAGGACAUCACGCGGUCGCAAUUCGAGGCUUCCGCGGCGAACAAGGAGAGCUUUUUCGCCAGGAAGAUGGCGGAGAAUGAGUCCAGGCCCGACGGGCUCCCGCCAUCUAAAGGUGGCAAGUAUGUCGGGUUCGGGUCAAGCCCGGCACCGUCACAGAAUAGUUAUAAUAACAAUUCGCAAGGAGAUGUGCUAUCUGUUGUGUCUCAGGGAAUCGGUAGGCUUUCUUUGGUUGCUGCAUCUGCAGCUCAAUCAGCUGCAACUGUUGUACAGGCAGGCACUAAAGAGAUCACCUCUAAGGUGAAAGAUGGUGGCUAUGACUACAAGGUGAAUGAAACCGUUAAUGUCGUUACUGCAAAGACUUCAGAGAUAGGACAAAGAACUUGGGGGAUUAUGAAAGGUGUCAUGGCAAUGGCAUCCCAGAAGGUUGAAGAGUUAUCUAAAGAAGGAAACUGGAAGACUGACAACUGGCAACGAGAUGAUAGUGAGCAAAAUGGAUAUUAUCAAGACUUCAAUAAACAAGAGACAGGAUGGAAUUCUUCUUCUGGACGGGGACAGUCCUCGUCAAGCGAACAUAUUAACUCUUAUAACUCAAAUUCAUGGGAUGAUUGGGACACCAAAGACAAUAGGAAGGAAGUCUCUACAAAGGGUACAGGGGGUUCCAAUAGUAGUGAUGGUUGGGCUGGCUGGGAUGAUGGCAAAGAUGAUGGAUUUGAUAGUGGCUACCAGAGUGCACCUACGAAAGGUGUCGGUCACAAUGGGAAAUCUGAUUCAACGUGGACUGGUGGAGGCUUUGACUAAGAAUUGACAUGGUCUCAGCAAAUUCCUGAUUUACCUGUAAUCAGAGACAAUGAGCGUUUAAAGAUGGCUGCCGAUGGUGAUGCUAAAGAUGAUGGAUGUGAAAUCUGUUAGCAGGCUGACUGAUUAGUUGGUGAUCGAAACUGGAAUUUGGAUCCACUAUAGAAAAGACAUUUUUCUUGAGGUUAGUAUAUUUUGAUCAACUGUUAUUUUUCUUUUCUUCCAAAGAUUUUAUGUAACUUUAUUGGGGAUAUUUGUUGUUUCCAAGUUGUUUAUACUAUGUACAAUUGUGCACAAGAAGGGUUGAUUACCCGAUUCAAAUGAGGAUCCAAAAUAUUUGUGAAGUUUGAGAAAUGGAAUUUCUUUUGAUUUGUAAUGGUACUAGUUUAUCGAAUAAAUUUGUUUCAUUAUGUCU
Messenger RNA from Fragaria vesca subsp. vesca, 2008 nucleotides. Its product is annotated as ADP-ribosylation factor GTPase-activating protein AGD7-like. Gene Ontology annotation, biological process: vesicle-mediated transport. Gene Ontology annotation, molecular function: GTPase activator activity. NCBI's taxonomy places the organism in Eukaryota, Viridiplantae, Streptophyta, Magnoliopsida, Rosales, Rosaceae. The transcript is spliced from 4 exons. The coding region runs from base 211 to 1596 and encodes 461 amino acids. The record is from RefSeq and is a predicted model, not a curated record.